Wasmannia auropunctata (little fire ant) is the source of this 1498-nucleotide messenger RNA. It is a transcript of the gene SelR, whose product is annotated as methionine-R-sulfoxide reductase B1. Gene Ontology annotation, biological process: response to oxidative stress; protein repair. Gene Ontology annotation, molecular function: peptide-methionine (R)-S-oxide reductase activity. The coding region runs from base 240 to 683 and encodes 147 amino acids. Gene Ontology annotation, cellular component: cytoplasm. The record is from RefSeq and is a predicted model, not a curated record. The transcript has 3 exons. Lineage: Eukaryota; Metazoa; Arthropoda; Insecta; Hymenoptera; Formicidae.
GAGAGCGCGGCGCGGUUCAGUCCGGUUCAGUGCGGCGAAGUUGGCCGAUAAGUGCGGUUCGUGCGCUGACGAGAGACCGGGGGACGACUCCAGUGACCUGCAGUCAACGCGGCCCAGAACAGAAGCGCGUAGAAUCGUCGCGCGUGAAGUUCACAUCGCAUUCCCCCUGCGUGAAUCCCGGGCCGGACCCCGGGCCUACCAAGAUUCUGCGACACACGCUUGGCGUGAUCCGGAGGAGGAUGACGACGGCGGUCGACAAGGAGGAGGCGCGGAAGCGGCUGACGCCGCUGCAGUGGCAUGUGACGCAGGAAAAAGGCACGGAGAGGCCGUUUACCGGUUGCUACAACAAGUUCUACGAGAGGGGGACGUACACCUGCGUCGUGUGCGAUCAGGAACUGUUCUCCUCGGACACGAAGUACGACAGCGGAUGCGGCUGGCCGGCGUUCAACGAGGUUCUAGAUCAGGGCCGCGUUAAAUUGACCAAAGACACCUCUCACGUCGGCGGCAAUCUACUACUGCUGAUCGCAAACCCAGAUAUGGUGCGGACCGAGGUGACCUGUUCCAAGUGCGACGCGCACCUGGGCCACGUGUUCAACGACGGGCCGAAGCCUACGAGGAAGCGGUUCUGCAUCAAUUCCGCCUCCAUAAGCUUCCAUUCGGCGGGAGAGGAGAAGUCUACGUAAAACCAGCUUGCGCGCGCGCGCUCAUUGCAUUCUGUCUAAUAUUUAUAUACCGAGAGUUGUAACACCCUCGUGCUAUAAAUAUUGAAACACCACCGUCUUUAUUUAUUUUGUGUUGUGUAAAAAAGAAAUAAAGUAAUUCUCGUCAAGAUACCAAAUAGGCUGUUUGUAAAUGUGAGUUUUAUAGAAAAUAUUUAAAAUAACGUUUUAUCACUUCUGACAAUGUGCUAAUUAAAACUAACGUUUCUACGUCAUUUAAUGCAUUCGAUUGAUUGUAACGUUUAAUUGUACAUUUAUCCUUCGUAAUGUAUUCGCAAAUACUCCUUUGUACGUCGAAGCUUCGAGUUCGCAAGUUAAGAAACCGUACUGUUGACGUGAAUAUAGAGCGUUUCCGACCGACUUUUCACUUGCGACGAGAAGCUAACUCCAUGCUAUCAGUUCUCUUGAAUCUCAUUGUAAUACCGUCUACUCUUUCGACAUUACACAAAUGUACAUAUCCGUAUCAGAGUUUAACAAAGUGUAACACCCACGCGGAAUGUAUAUGUACGCCGCAUGAGAAAGCGUGAUACUGAACAGGUGAUAGAGAUUGUCUAACCGAGAGAUGUUAUUUUUCCAAUAAAUCGCCAUAAUGUGUAAAUAUCACCUAUUCUAAUUUAAUAUAAUAAAAUGCGAUAGCCGUCAAUUCUCGUUCCUCUUACCUCAAGACAGGGUAGGGCGUUUUGUAUGAAGAAGAGAACGUGUUUGUUAUAAAAUGUUUCCUUAUAUUGUAACGUUUCAAAACAAACUGAAAGGUGUUAUAAUACAAUAUAUACGCAAAA